AUGGCUGACAAUACAGGAAGAGAAACCAACAAUUCUACUUUUGAUGCCUCCGCCUCUGGCACAAUUGUGAAACAACCUGAAGGAAAGAUUACUCCUAUGGUUUCUACCAACCAUAGUGAGAAACCUGAGAAGUUCCAUGGCUCGAACUUCAAGACAUGGCAACAAAAGAUGUUGUUCUAUUUGACAACAUUGAAUCUCUCGAGAUUCUUAAGUGAGGAUGCUCCAAAGCUGCCUGAAGGCUUAACUGAUGCACAAGCUGUCAGUGCUAUUGAUGCUUGGAAGCACUCCGAUUUCCUUUGUCGAAAUUAUGUCAUGAACUGCUUGCAUGACUCGCUGUAUAACGUGUAUCAAAUACUCAAGACGGCGAAGGCAUUAUGGGAAUCCUUAGAUCGGAAAUAUAAAAUCGAAGAUGCCGGGACAAAGAAAUUUGUCGUUGGAAAAUUUCUAAACUAUAAAAUGGUGGAUUCCAAAACUGUUAUCAGUCAAGUGCAAGAAAUUCAGAUUAUCUUGUAUGAGAUUCUAGCUGAAGGCAUGAUUUUGAGUGAAACCUUUCAAGUAGCUGCUGUUAUUGAGAAGCUACCUCCUGGGUGGAAGGAUUUCAAGAACUAUCUCAAGCACAAGCGCAAAGAGAUGAGUAUGGAGGACCUUAUCGUUAGACUUCGAAUUGAAGAAGACAACAGGGGUUCUGAUUGCAAGGCAACAACUUCUGUUGAUGCUAAAGCAAAUAUUGUGGAGUAUAAGCAAGGGCAAAACUCCAAAGGCAAAAAGCCAACUCGAAAUCUUGGGGCAAAAGGGAAAAUCUCUAAGCAGAAAUUCCAAGGAAAGUGCUUCAACUGUGACAAAAAAGGUCACAAGUCCACUGAAUGUAAGCUUCCAAAGAAGAAGAAACAUGAAGCAAACUUGCUUGAUAGAAUCGAGGGAGACAUGGAAAACAUGAACCUGACUGCUAUGGUCUCUGAAGUAAAUAUGAUAGGGUCAAAUCCGAAAGAAUGGUGGAUUGACACUGGAGCCACAAGACAUGUUUGCACAAACAAAGACCUGUUCACUACCUUCGAAAAACUUGAAGGUGAAAAAAUGUUCAUGGGGAACUCUGCCUCAUCUGCUAUUGAAGGUCAAGGGAAGGUGUUGUUAAAGAUGACUUCUGACAAAACAUUGACUUUGAACGAUGGGCCU
Messenger RNA from Coffea eugenioides, 1173 nucleotides. RefSeq lists its product as uncharacterized. The record is from RefSeq and is a predicted model, not a curated record. The annotation marks the transcript as partial. Lineage: Eukaryota; Viridiplantae; Streptophyta; Magnoliopsida; Gentianales; Rubiaceae. Gene Ontology annotation, molecular function: zinc ion binding; nucleic acid binding. The transcript has a single exon.